Saxophila tyrrhenica is the source of this 489-nucleotide messenger RNA. RefSeq lists its product as uncharacterized. The transcript is spliced from 3 exons. The record is from RefSeq and is a predicted model, not a curated record. The coding region runs from base 1 to 489 and encodes 162 amino acids. Lineage: Eukaryota; Fungi; Ascomycota; Dothideomycetes; Mycosphaerellales; Extremaceae.
AUGGGUUGGAGAGACACUGUCAAGCUUGGAAAGGAUGAGUCGAGCAGAGGGACAGCAGAGGAGCACGUAAAGGAGGUGCCGAAGCCGUCUAUCGAUGGAAGCACUGCCAGCUCGAUCAACGAUAGCCGUCGAUGUGGGCCGUACCUCACGCUGACGCCCCCGGAUGAUGAUUCCGAAGCACGCAUCCAGAGAAUCGAAGAGCGCACUUUGGCAGCGCGCGCCAUGACAACCACCAUCGGGUCAACACUUGAAUCCACUACCCUCGAACGCUUGCCGCUGCGCGUUCGCGGGCGUAAAUACGACUCGGCUUUCCUCGAGUCCCUCAAUCUGGAAGCAUUCAACGGAGAAGAUGCUCAAAGGACGUAUCGAAGGAUGGGCUGGGCGAUUCCGAUCAUGUGUCUUGCCGGCCUCGGAUUGAUUGUGGUGGGUCAGGUUCUGUACUGGGCUUGGGUCGAUCCCAGCCAGCUGAGGAAUAUCUCCUGGAACUAA